GUAUUGCCUCCAAGCCUAGUAACCUCUUUGUUUCCUUGUUCUACGUGUCUAUCUUUAGCCUAUUCCUCCCACUUACGCCUUCAAAACGUCCCUCUCUUACAAGAGAGGCGACCAGAAGUGGAAAAUUUGAAGGGAAAAUCACGUGUUCUGGCGCUUAAGUGGUCACUACACUGGCACUCGACUGGCCGAUUUCCCUGCCCCUUCUCUCAGGAAUAAUCGGCUCUUGGGGUGUCUUUCUUCUCAAAGGCUCUGGGGACAUUGAGGGUCUGUAAUCUGUGAGAUGGCUUCUCCAGACUUAACCCUGGACUCACUUUCGGCGCAAUUUCCUCUGACUUGGCCUAUUCCUACACCACUGAGGAAUCCCGAUCUUCUGACACCAAAAGAUAUUCAUAGAGAGGAAGAUCUGCUCAGAAAUGCCUCUUCAUUUCGUCUUUGGUGGACAACCAUAGCUGCAGUAAGGGAUAGCGUUGUCGCUGAACAAAAGGCUGCACCUGCAUCUUCUCUUCCUACUCCACUCACAUCCCUUAUUGGACCCCUUUCCACGCCCGCGGCACGCCUUGGGCUCCAGAAACUUACCUACCUUUACGAGUCUGCCCUCACUCACUUUCCUUCCUCCUUCAAGCUAUGGAAAGCCUACCUUCAGAUGCGGUGCUUAUAUGUGUUUGGAAGAGGCUCAAAACCGAAGAGAGCUGGUGGGAGAAAUAAAUGGGCAGAUAUGAAGGUGCUUAUGGAGGAGGAGGAGUUUGAGUUUGAGCAAUAUCAGAGUGGACUCGAUCCCGUCGUUGGAUGGAGCGAAUGGAAAGCUCUGAUUGCUGUCUUCGAGCGUGCGUUGAUGUGGCUUCCAACGAUGCCGAGAAUAUGGUUACUGUAUGUCAAUCUGUUUACCCAUCCCCAAUGUCCAGCCCCAAUACAAUACACCCAUGCUCGAAGAACAUUUGAUCGUGCUCUUCGGACUCUUCCACCAUCUUUGCAUGCACGAAUUUGGCCUCGGUAUUUGUUGUGGGCCGAACUAAAAGGUGGCAUGACCACCGUUGUCAUAUACCGACGGUUCCUCGCCAUUGAUCCGUCCCUCACCGAACGAUAUGUAUCCCUCCUCCUUCAUGGAAAGUCAGGCUCUGAACUGGAAGAGGUUGGGAGUGAUGACGAAGAGCCAGGGGUCAAGACGCAGUUCCAGCUGUUACGGACCAGAGGGGCGCAGAACGAGGUCGAGCCUCGUCCUCUGGAGGCUGCUAAACUUUUGUUGUCUUUAGCACGGAAAGCAGCUCGAGGAGAGUAUACGUCGCCGGAAGGCAAGUCUCCUUAUCAGCUGCUUGGUGAAUGGCUGGACGUCUGUGAGCGUUUUGCGGACGAAGUGGGUUUGGAGCCUGAGGUGGCAGAUGCGGAGCGCGCCGCCGCCAAAGCGUCCAAGGACAAGCUCGCUAAAAAUGACGCUGAGCGAUCAGGCAAAGAGCAGGAUGGCGGCCCCCCCAGCUCGGCACUUGGUGGUCCAUUGAUCCGCUUUGCUGGGCUUCCCACAUCUGCCACCCCCCCGUCGAGACCGUAUGACAAGGACGAAGAUCCCGCGAAUCCUUCCCUUCUCGACGUAGGGAGGAUUGUGAAAGAAGACGGUUUGGCCAUCUAUAAGGACCAAGCAGGAAGACUUUGGAGUGGCCUUGCCACAUAUUGGACAAAACGGGGCGAAUUUGACCGAGCGCAGGCCACAUUCGAAGAAGGAAUUGCAACCGUGUUGACCAUUCGGGACUUCACCCAAAUAUUCGAUGCAUAUGCCGAAUUUUCGGAAUCGGUUGUGUCAGCUUUGAUGGACUCACUCGCGGAUCCCGAGGAAGACGAAGACGAAGGAGCUCUUGCGGACACUGAGAAAGAGCUUGAUGAGCGCAUGCGAAAGCUCGAAGAGCUGAUGGACCGGCGACCCUUCCUUGUCAACGAUGUUCUGAUUCGUCGUAAUCCCAAUGAUGUGCAAGAAUGGGAGAAGCGGGUGGCACUGUGGGGUGACGAUGACGAUAAAGUGGCAGAGACCUACACUCAGGCGAUGGAGACCAUUAACCCCCGGAAGGCCACGCCCAACUACCACAAUAUUUUCGUCAACUUCGCCAAGUUUUAUGAGCAAGGAGGAGUGACGGGCACCGCUGUUCCGGACCUCGACAGUGCCCGACGAGUUUUCGAGAAAGGUACAAAGACACCGUUCAGGACUGUGGAAGAAUUAGCAGAAGUGUGGUGCGAAUGGGCUGAAAUGGAAAUCCGUAAUGAAAAUUAUGACGAAGGGAUUCGUGUGAUGCAGCGCGCAACCGCGAUACCGAAGAACACCAAAAUUAGCUACCAUGAUCAAUCGUUGCCUGUCCAAGCCAGACUGUUCAAGUCGCUUAAACUUUGGUCUUACUAUGUCGAUUUAGAGGAAUCUAUUGGUACUGUCGAGACCACCAAGCGCGUCUACGAUCAAAUGCUGGAACUUCGUAUCGCCAAUGCUCAGAUAAUCGUGAACUAUGCUGCAUUCUUGGAGGAAAACAAAUAUUUCGAGGAAAGCUUCAAGGCUUACGAGCGUGGUGUUGAAGUUUUCACCUACCCUAUAUCAUUUGAGAUUUGGAACAGCUACCUGUCCAAGUUUGUGAAGCGUUAUGGAGGCACAAAGUUGGAACGCGCACGCGAUUUGUUUGAACAGGCCCUAGAAAAAUGUCCUGAGAAAUUCUGCAAGCCCAUCUUCUUCAUGUAUGCUCAGCUCGAGGAGGAACAUGGCUUGAGCAAGAGAGCGAUGAAAAUCUAUGAGCGGGCCUCUGAGGUUGUGGCGGACGCCGACAAAUUUGAGAUAUUCACCGUCUACAUUGCGAAAGCUACGGAAAACUUCGGACUGCCUGCAACACGUCCAAUCUACGAACGUGCUUUGGAAGUUUUGCCAAACCGUCAGGCAGCGCAGAUGUGUUUGCGUUUCGCCGCUCUCGAACGCAAGUUGGGUGAAAUCGACCGUGCGCGGGCCAUCUAUGCCCAUGCGUCCCAAUUUUGUGAUCCUCGCGUGGAGCCGAGGUUCUGGACGGGAUGGAAUUCGUUCGAGAUCGAGACCGGCAGUGAGGAUACCUUCCGGGAAAUGCUUCGCAUCAAGCGCAGCGUUCAAGCCCAGUUCAAUACUGCAGCAUCUUAUUUGGUCGCCAAGACCGAGAAUACAAAACAAGGGACUAACGAGCAAGACACCGCUUCAGGCCCACCACUGGAUGCCAUGGCAGCUGCCGAGCGUGCUACGCUGGACAAGCCCAAAGGACCCUCUUUCGUACCCGCCAAGCAGAGUUUGGCAAAUGCGCCUGCGGUGGCCGACGACGAGCCAAGUGCACCUGCAACAAACGCAGACGAAAUCCAGAUCGAUGAUGAAUUUUAGUUUGUAACUCGGGUCAUCCCCCCCCCCAAUAUACACAUGAGCUACAAUGCAUUUUUGAUUCCUC
Cantharellus anzutake is the source of this 3425-nucleotide messenger RNA. RefSeq names its product protein prenylyltransferase. Gene Ontology annotation, molecular function: protein binding. The transcript is spliced from 10 exons. NCBI's taxonomy places the organism in Eukaryota, Fungi, Basidiomycota, Agaricomycetes, Cantharellales, Hydnaceae. Gene Ontology annotation, biological process: mRNA splicing, via spliceosome; generation of catalytic spliceosome for first transesterification step. Bases 281 to 3361 code for a protein of 1026 amino acids. The record is from RefSeq and is a predicted model, not a curated record. Gene Ontology annotation, cellular component: post-mRNA release spliceosomal complex; Prp19 complex; U2-type catalytic step 2 spliceosome.